AUGGCGGGAAAAUACAGUUUCUGCUGCUUAUUUAUUUUUUGUUUUUUAAACGACGGGCGGCCCAUUGAAAACUUUGUCUUGGCAAUCCUUUCGAGAGAUUGAAUCGAAAACUAAAAGGUUGAAACAGAAGCAAUUUUCAAGAAGAAGAAAUACGAGUAUCUGAACUGAACCAUAUCUUAAGGGAAAAAUGGGUUUGCUUGAAUUGUCUAAAUUCAAGCUCCAGCUCCGAACGCUAAUCACCGAAGUUGAAGAGCUCAGAGAAAGGGAACGCUCGGCCACCGAACAACUUCAUCUUCAAAUUCAGAAGCAAAAGCAAAAUGAGGAAGAGCAUAGCAGAAAGUUCCAGGAAUUGCAAACGGAGUUAGCUUUGUCCAAGGAACUGCGGCAGAAACUCGAGAGGAAGGUGAACUGCCUUCAAGACGACAAUGCUUUACUCGAGCACAAGCAAAAAGAACUGAAGGAAACAAUACAAAGCCUACUUCAAUCACGGGAAAGUUUUGUGAAUGCUUAUGAGGAAUCUACUUGUGAAAUGAAACGUUCAAUUGAAACCAGAGAUAGAAAGCUCACUGUCCUAUCUGAGAAGAUAAAAUCUCAUUUAUUAUUAUUUGAUUCAAUAGUAAAGGAGGCAUUUUGUAUCAAGCAAGUUGUCAAUGAUGUGCAAUGCCUUGUGAGUGAAAAAGAGGAAGUAGUUGCCGGCUUAAAGAGCAAAAUGGAUAAAGUCCCUGUAUUUGAAAAAGUUUUUGUUGAGAAGAUCUCUAACCUUGAACAUAAACUGAAAAAUGAUGAGGACGAGUUACAAAGAAAGGAUAGAAUCAUUUUAGAGCUAGAAGCCCAUCUGGAGGCAGCAAGAAGUCGCAACAACUACCAAAAUGAAAUAGAAGAGCUCCAGAAAACCCUAUCAGCAAAGGAUGCGGUCAUACAGAAUUUUAUUUCUGAGAAAGAGGAAUUGCAUAGUGAAGUGGGGUGUUUAAGCAUUAUCUUACAGAAGAUUCAGGAUAUCGUUACAAAUAUGAAUGAAGAGGAUAAAAGGGUAUUUUCAUCGAUACUGGAAUGCCAAGAAGGAUGUGAUAUCAUUAUGGGAAAGGAAGUUAAUGGGACUGAAGACGGGCCUCAAAGUAAUAUAGAAAAAUAUCCAAAUAAGGCAUCUGAGACUGGCUGUACAGAAAAUGCAGGUUUAUUCUGCCUUCUCCUUCUUGUUCUUAUUUCUGUAGGGCUUCUGUAUUAUAUUCAUACCAGUUGUUUAGUCAUAGAUUUUGAAAUAUAUGGCAUUUGUGCAACUUGAAGAGAAUCAUCAUAUGAGAAAGAUAGCCUAUGCUUGUUGAUACCGUAGUAGGAAAUAAUUCACUGUAACCCAUGGCGAUCUAGGAGCACUAGGUGUUGGUCAGGGUGAUUCUCUCUUUCACGUGUCCCUUUCUACAUUAAUCUGUUGUGCAAUUUGGUGGGUUUUGAAACUUGUUCUGCAAAUGGAGCAGCACCCAUAUGCAAUAGUACCAACAUCAAAAGCCACUUCAAGACCCAUAGAAAUUGGUCCUAUAAGUGAAAUGAUUAGUCAGUUUAAAUGAAGAACUCUUAUUCAAGUGCAAUGCAAAGAAAAAAAUUAUAUACCUUUCCAUGGGAUAUGAUGUGGCUAUAUACAUCAUAGUAAUUGAGGGUACUUCACGAAAAUGCCAUUGGAAAUUCAUGCACACAUGCAUUCCCUCUCUUUUUUAUGUAUCUGUGUAGAAUGCCUUGUAUUUCCAAAUAUUUUGAUGCAGCUUCACUUCUAUGUGAGGAGUACAAAAAAGUUGCUGGCACCUUAGGGGAGGACAAUAACAAUGACUCCUGUGUGUCAGAGGCAAGUUGACAGUUUUUACUAAGCUGCAAAUUCAGAAUUUCAUUGUUUGGUUAUGUGUUAAAAGACAUGUCUGGCUCUUUUUUCUAAUGGUUCAAUGACACUUUGCCUGUUAUCUUCCGCAGUCAGGUUACUCAGAGUCUCAAGCAGCAGCCAAUGUUCCAAGCAUCUCUGCCAAUGAUGGUCAGGAUCACUGCACAAGGUCAGUACACCACUUGGAUUCUGAGUGCUCAACAACACAAGCAGAGCCUCAGAAGAUCCAGGAGUGUGAUAAUGUACUAGGGUAAUGGCCUUUACGAGUAUGGUGAUGAUGUAAGGAUAAUUUCACUUGGCACAAUGAUCUCCAAAAGUUUGCUUGAUUCUUUUCUUUUUUAUCAAAUUCAUUGGGAUUGUGAAUAGGAGCCUUCUGUUUACUAAAUCUUCAGUCCAAUGAGAGAUUCUGAUGAAUAGAAAUUUUUUCUAAUUGCUAGAGUUGUAUAUGAAUAGAAAAAUCUAUUUCACCAAUAUUUUAUUUCAUUCAUAUAA
This is a messenger RNA of Corylus avellana, 2356 nucleotides long. The record is from RefSeq and is a predicted model, not a curated record. Lineage: Eukaryota; Viridiplantae; Streptophyta; Magnoliopsida; Fagales; Betulaceae.